AUGUUCCCGCGGAAGCUGGCGGCGGCGGCGGCGGCGGCGGCGGCAGCGCGCGCGGGUCCGCGGGGCGGGGGCUUGCUCGCCGUGCUGGCCAAUCAGUGCCGCUUCGUGACGGGCCUGCGCGUGCGGCGCGCGCAGCAGAUCGCGCAGCUCUACGGCCGCCUUUACUCGGACAGCGCGCGCCGCGUCCUCCUCGGCCGCCUGUGGCGCCGGCUGCGCGGCCGCGCGGGCCAUGCCUCGGCGAUGAUGGCGGCGCUCGCCGGCGUCUUCGUGUGGGACGAGGAGCGGAUCCAGGAGGAGGAGCUGCAGAGAUCCAUCGAUGAGAUGAGACGGUUGGAGGAAAUGUCCACUAUGUUCCAGAGCUCUGGAGUUGACCGCCACCCUCCAGAACCAAAACCCCAAACAGAAGGGAGUGAGGAUUCCGGGGCCAAAGCGCAGCCGUGGGAGAUGGUGAUGGAGAAGAAGCACUUCAAGCUGUGGCGGCGCCCUAUCACGGGCACCCCCCUGUACCAGUACCGAGUCUUUGGAACCUACACAGAUGUGACACCCCGGCAGUUCUUCAAUGUUCAGCUGGAUACAGAGUACAGGAAAAAGUGGGAUGCCUUGGUGAUCAAACUGGAAGUGAUUGAGAGGGACAUGGUCAGUGGUUCCGAGGUUCUUCACUGGGUAACCCACUUUCCUUAUCCCAUGUACUCACGGGAUUAUGUUUAUGUUCGGCGGUACAGCGUGGACCAGGAAAACAACGUGAUGGUGUUGGUGUCACGCGCUGUGGAGCACCCUAGCGUGCCAGAGUCUCCAGAGUUUGUAAGGGUCAGAUCAUAUGAAUCCCAGAUGGUCAUCCGUCCCCACAAGUCAUUUGAUGAGAACGGCUUUGACUACUUGUUGACCUACAGUGACAAUCCCCAGACCGUGUUUCCUCGCUACUGCGUUAGUUGGAUGGUUUCCAGUGGCAUGCCGGAUUUCCUGGAGAAGCUGCACAUGGCCACUCUGAAAGCCAAGAACAUGGAGAUCAAAGUAAAGGACUACAUGUCAUCGAAGCCUCUGGAAAUAGGCGGUGAAGCGAAGGCCAGCAGCCCGUCUUCCGAGCGGAAGAGCGAGAGCAGCUGUGGCCCCGCCCGGAUUGAGUACGCUUGAAGGGCUUCAGGAUGAGAAGGGACCGGCUGCUCCUGGCCCUGCCUCGGUCCCUUCUCACUCUGCCACAGAACGGGGACAUGUAUUGCAAGGCUCGGAAGGUGUCUGCCGUAACCACCAGUGCAAGAUAAUUCAAUAACUGGUUCUGAUUUCAUUCAGAGCCCUCGUUGCUCUUUAUCAAAAUGGAGAAGAAGGAGGCAUCUGUGGGGGUGUUGUCACAUUCUCUGGCCAAGCAUUUUGCAAUUCAGUAUUCCACUGAGCUAAUCUGGAACAAACCUCACCUCAGGCCGAAAGGGGAUGACUUGUUUUUGUUUCCCCUGAGUAGUUUCCUCCGCCAGCAUUCCAGCUUCCACCGUCAGUUCUGCAGAGUUUGGACUCCUCCAGUCUGACGGUCCAACUGGAAAGUGCGGUGGCCUGUUGAUGGUUCACUGAAGGGUCGUUGGGAGUGCAGUGCUUGGUGACAGUCUUGGUGUUGACGGGAUGUGAGCUGUUGUUCGGCAGUGGAAGUGCCUUGUCCUCACCUUGCUUCUGUCUUUCGGGACAUGAACUUUGUACCAAGGAAUUGCUCUCUGCCGCCCACGUACCACCCCAUUGACCACACAGAGGCUUUGGAUCGGCCCGUUCUCUGUAUUCAUUCGUUGGGGUUAAUCGGGCUGGCACCUCCUUCCUUGGCCCAUUUACCAAGAACACAGAACGAAUCCUUUCAGACAGUAGCUGUCUGUAUCAUCAGUGUUUUCAGAGAGUCAGUGGAGAUGCUCAGAACAUCACACUUUAGGUUUUUUUAAUCUUUGUGUCAAAAAGUAGGAAUUGGGGAGUUGAAAAGAAUUUCUCCAUAGUCCCACUGUCUGGAAGGUACCAUUUUGAUUCUGGCAUUAUUUUUUAUACUUCAGGUUUGACUGGACGCCGAGGGCUUGUCCAUCUCAAAAGGCGGAAGGCAGAGAGUGGGGUGGGCUGCUCCCUAGCGCUCUCAGAGCUGUAGACAAGCUGUGUGAAUGAAUAAACGUACUCUUGCCCCAAACACUAAUGUAACGGGGGUAUGGUUUGUGUGACCCCUUGUUUUUCUGAAAGUAUUUCCUUCUCUCUUCAGAGCUAAAAUAAAAUUGAACUAGGCCAUUAGGAUGAAGUCACAUCAGAUGGUGUCAGUUUGGCCUCGCUGGUUCUGCUGUGGUCAUGCUGCCAUCUGACGUGAGACUAGGGAUCAAGUUUGAAACCCUCCCGCCCCUUUUUUGCUAGAAUUUAAAUGACCAGGUUUUCCCUUUUUUUCCUACUUGGAGCUAAACCUGAGACUAACUUAAGCCCCUCGACCUCUUUGUUGCCUGUGAAGUUUUGUGCCAAGGAACCAUCCCAGUGCUUCCUGUCUUGCCUUCUCGGAGUCAUUGGCAGAGCAGAGAUAUGUCUAGCAGUCCCAGCUCGUCACUGAUUAUUUCUCUCCUCAUUCCUAGGGCCUGACACACCCAGGAGGAGGCCCUGGCUUAUUGUUGGAACUCGCCUGUGACUGUCGAGAGUGGGUGGGCGUGGGUGACAGUAUGAGUGUACAGGUGGUCAGCAGCUGUGUUUUGUUCCAGUGUUUGGGAAUUUGACUGCAGUUGGGGUCGGUCUGUAUAGCUGCUUAUGUAAUGAUGAUUUCACUGCGAACGGUGACAUUUUUAUCAUAUGUAUGCAUAAAUACAUAAAUAUUGGUACAAAAGA
Rhinolophus ferrumequinum (greater horseshoe bat) is the source of this 2817-nucleotide messenger RNA. It is a transcript of the gene STARD7, whose product is annotated as StAR related lipid transfer domain containing 7. Bases 1 to 1131 code for a protein of 376 amino acids. Gene Ontology annotation, molecular function: lipid binding. The transcript has 8 exons. NCBI's taxonomy places the organism in Eukaryota, Metazoa, Chordata, Mammalia, Chiroptera, Rhinolophidae. The record is from RefSeq and is a predicted model, not a curated record.